AUGGAAGUGCAAAUGGAAGAUGAUGACGAUGUAGAGGAUGGCGAUGAAGGGGUAUUGAAAUGGAUGAGAUUAUACGGCAACGGAAAACCUGGGCAAUAG
Debaryomyces hansenii CBS767 is the source of this 99-nucleotide messenger RNA. Its product is annotated as DEHA2G10582p. The transcript has a single exon. The coding region runs from base 1 to 99 and encodes 32 amino acids. The record is from RefSeq and is a predicted model, not a curated record. Lineage: Eukaryota; Fungi; Ascomycota; Pichiomycetes; Serinales; Debaryomycetaceae.